UCAAGGAGUUGUCGGAAAAAAAGCCUUUGGAGGCGUUUUAGAGCCGAUGGUACGGUAGCCGUGAAUGCAGCAGCACGGAAGCCACGAAACCCGCACUGCGAUACACUUUACUCCUAAUAAAAACACAGUUUAUUAUGUUGUUCCAUUAUAUCUGGGAAACAUCUGGGGGAACGAACUUGAUACCCUACUGAGGAAGAAAACAAACGAGGCUACUCUCAUACGUGCUUGUCUUGUUUAAGGGUUUGAAUAAUGGCAGCUGUCACUAACACAUUUGAAAAUGUGAAAGCGAUCGUCUUAUCAGCUCAUAAAUGCACCACAACAGGAGAAAAAGUCAACUUCUACAACUCCUGGGCAGAGAACUAUGAUCAGGAUGUAGCUGUUUUGGACUACCGGGCACCAAGUCUGGCAGCAAACAGCAUCAACUCCUAUUUCAGCGGUGAUCGAGAAGAAGCUGUGGUGUUGGAUGUGGCCUGUGGUACAGGACUGGUGGCCAAACAGAUGAAGAGACAUGGAUUUGGACAUUUUGUGGGUAUUGAUGGAAGUGAGGCUAUGUUGGAGUUGGCCAGAGAGAGUGGGUUGUACCAGGACCUGAAGCAGUCCAUGCUGGGAGAGGGGCCACUACCUGUCCAGUGGGGUUUGUUUGAUGUGGUUGUGAUCGUAGGAGCACUGUGUGUCGGUAAUGUCCCGGUUGGUGUCGUCAGAGAGUUGUGCAAGUCCACCAAACCAGGUGGCUACAUUUGCAUGACAACCAGAAGUAACCUUGAAAAUGUGGAAUACAAAGCAGCCCUAGAGCGUGAGCUGAAGCAGAUGGAGGACGAUGGGCUCUGGACUUGUGUAGAGGUCGCUGAGGUGGAGGACUGGGAGAGAGCGCUGUCAGAGCAGGAGGACGGCUACAUAUCUGGUGCUGUGUACCUCUAUAAGAAACUACAACUGUAGCUACAGCGGAGGGAUGAAACAACUCAAGAAGAUACCAAAUAUUGUCAGUCUCUUAUAGACCUGAAAUUAAAGAUGUGAAGCUUCAUUUGCAGAUUUGCAAGACUUGAAAUGUUUUUGACUAAAUGUUUCAGUUUUUACGUUUAACAGUAUUCAUGCUACAUGUUGCAGUAAAGUUUGUAUCUGAAAAAAAUGCUUCAGAUUUCUACAGAUGUACAGUAUCUUAGGAUAUGCAGUUAAGUCCUCCGAAUAGAAAAUGAUCGCAUAAACAUGAGAACUGUGUGAUAGACAAAGGUGAAUGUCUGUUUACUGUGGCUUUAAUAAUAGUACCAUAUGUAUCGGCCGCACAUAAUCAGGCUGUGUAUUAGUAGGAGUAUGAAUAAGAGUUGUGCACUUUGUAACGCAGUAGAAUGAUGCAAGUAACAGGGUCACAUAAAUCUUAGGCCACUCAGUGGCUUUAAAGUCUUUGUCUUACAUCAAAACAUUUUCACAAACCAUGUGGAAAUCUGACUUUUCACUGAGAAGAUAUGAUAUGGACUUUUAUUAUAAUAAACAGUUAGUACACAUGAACAUAAAUAGGCAAAAUACAUCAUUAAGGUAAAUUGAAAAAACAAACUAGAGAGUUAAACCUCCGUCAAGGGAGCACAAUCUCAUGCAUUUACUAUUUUACCUGCACUUGGAUCGGCAUCAAAAUAAACA
Messenger RNA from Cottoperca gobio, 1632 nucleotides. RefSeq names its product methyltransferase like 27 (gene mettl27). Gene Ontology annotation, molecular function: S-adenosylmethionine-dependent methyltransferase activity. The coding region runs from base 250 to 936 and encodes 228 amino acids. The transcript has 6 exons. The record is from RefSeq and is a predicted model, not a curated record. Lineage: Eukaryota; Metazoa; Chordata; Actinopteri; Perciformes; Bovichtidae.